Messenger RNA from Schizophyllum commune H4-8, 1286 nucleotides. RefSeq lists its product as uncharacterized. The coding region runs from base 226 to 1131 and encodes 301 amino acids. Lineage: Eukaryota; Fungi; Basidiomycota; Agaricomycetes; Agaricales; Schizophyllaceae. Gene Ontology annotation, molecular function: transferase activity, transferring alkyl or aryl (other than methyl) groups. The transcript has 7 exons. Gene Ontology annotation, cellular component: membrane. The record is from RefSeq and is a predicted model, not a curated record.
GCUUUAUUCAGCAACGAAGGGAUAGCUCGUACGUGGACGGCGAGUCGGUGAAUCGCCGCGCCCUGAUGCCGCUCCUAUGACAUUGACCGUGUCCUUUACAGGGCGCAUUGUCACUACCAAAUCCAACACUGAUGUCCGCAUCUCCAGCUGCGAGCAUUGUGUGUUCUCGCGGUGCCGGCGACGAUAUAAAAGCUGCGCUGUAAACGAUGGGUAAUCAUCGCCUCCAUGUUCGCAGAAGUCUCGAGUGCGCUGCGUCUCCUCGCCCGCGUCGCGAAGCGGGCAGCGGACGUCUCUUCGGACGCGCUCUACACCCUCUACCUCUUCUCCGAGUCGAACAUCAUCGGUGUCCUGCUACCCUCGCUCGCGAUGGCCUACGCACUCGUCGGCGUCAGUGACGUCGGCGCCUUCCUCGAGGGCUUCGUAUGGCUAGAACUUCAUUUGCUGGCGUUCGAGAUAAUGAACCAGGUCACCGGCAUUGAGGAAGACAAGCUCGAGAAGCCCCAUCGCCCGAUCCCGAGCGGGCGGAUCUCACCGUCUUCUGCGCGCGCGCUGUAUGCCUGCGUCGUCGCCUGUGCCCUUCUCAUGAGCGCGCGACAUGGCAUCACUUGGGUGACCGCGGUCUAUGCCGUUGCGAUUACGGUGUAUAAUGAGGGCGGCCUUGCGCGCUUUUGGUACUUCAAGUCUGGGCUUGCAUCCCUUGGGUACGCGUGCUUUAUAUCGGGCCCUGCGGUCUGCUUCAGUCAAGGCAGACCAUUGCCUCCACAAGCCAUCAUCGCUCUGACGCAACUGGGCCUCAUCUUCUUUACCACAGGCCACGCUCAAGACUUCCGAGACCGCGAUGGCGACUCGCUCAUCGGCAGGAGGACCCUCGCCCUGAUCCUACCUCAAGCAUUCGCCAGGUGGACGCUAAGCGCAUCUAUCCUCGCAUGGGCGCUAGCGCUUUGCUACUACUGGGCACCUCCCGCGCUCUUCAGUGCAGUAGUCUACGGCCUCGCAGGAGCGACCGCCGUGUCUUUCUUGACGGACUACUCGCAGGAAGCCGAUCAACGCUCUUAUGACUUGUAUAACCUGUGGCUGGUCUCAUGUAACGUGCUUCCGCUGUUCGCGCGUUGGCGAGCGCUUAGCGUAUGAGGUUGAUCGUCUAUAUACAGCCUGAUAAAUUUAUAGAAUUAGGCCUUGCUAGAGAGGGAUCUUCGCCAUCAAUGAAAUAGAAUUAUGUAUACAUGCCUUUUGUGCACCUGAGCUCUACACGAGAAUCAACGAAAUGCAUCAUACUGUCUUUGCGA